CGCGGAGACGCCGCCGCCGGGUCGUUGCGGGGUCGAGCGGCGCGCCGGAAGCCGUGCCCCGGGCUGUCCGUCUUCCCGCGGCGCCGGAAGUGUGCGCCCACUGCGAGGGUCCGGCCCGAGGGUCGGGGGCGAGGCCGCCAUGGCUGAGGGCGGCAGCCGCCCCGGGCCUGCAGGUCCUAAUCUGAAGGAGUGGCUCCGGGAACAGUUCUGUGACCAUCCGCUGGAGCACUGUGAGGACACGCGGCUCCACGAUGCGGCCUACGUGGGUGACCUCCCGACCCUCAGGAGCCUGCUGCAGGAGGAGAGCUACCGCAGCCGUAUCAACGAGAAGUCCGUCUGGUGCUGUGGCUGGCUGCCCUGCACGCCACUGCGGAUCGCGGCCACUGCGGGCCAUGGGAACUGUGUGGACUUCCUCAUCCGCAAGGGCGCCGAGGUGGACCUGGUGGACGUGAAGGGACAGACGGCCCUGUAUGUGGCUGUGGUGAACGGGCACCUGGAAAGCGCCCAGAUCCUCCUGGAAGCGGGCGCUGACCCCAACGGAAGCCGACACCAUCGCAGCACACCCGUCUACCAUGCUUCCCGCGUGGGGCGGGCCGACAUUCUGCAGGCCCUCAUAAGGUACGGGGCCGACGUGGACAUCAACCACCACCUGACCGCUGACACGCGGCCCUCCUUCUCCCGGCGCCUCACCUCCCUCGUGGUCUGUCCCCUGUACAUCAGUGCAGCCUACCACAACCUCCAGUGUUUCAAGCUGCUCCUGCAGGCUGGGGCCAACCCCGACUUCAACUGCAAUGGGCCCGUCAACACCCAGGAAUUCUACAGGGGCUCCCCCGGGUGCGUCAUGGACGCUGUCCUGCGCCACGGCUGUGAGGCGGCCUUCGUGAGCCUGCUAGUUGAGUUCGGGGCCAACCUGAACCUGGUGAAGUGGGAGUCCUUGGGCCCAGAGGCGAGGAGCAGGAGGAAGGUGGACCCCGAGGCCUUGCAGGUCUUCAGAGAGGCCAGAAGUGCUCCCAGGGCCCUGCUGAGCCUGUGCCGCGUGGCGGUGAGGAGAGCUCUCGGCAAGCAUCGGCUGCACCUGAUCCACCUGCUGCCUCUGCCUGACCCCAUCAAGAAGUUUCUGCUCUAUGAGUGAGUUCGGGGGCAGCGGC
This is a messenger RNA of Ochotona princeps (American pika), 1148 nucleotides long. It is a transcript of the gene ASB1, whose product is annotated as ankyrin repeat and SOCS box containing 1. The transcript has 5 exons. The record is from RefSeq and is a predicted model, not a curated record. Gene Ontology annotation, molecular function: protein binding. NCBI's taxonomy places the organism in Eukaryota, Metazoa, Chordata, Mammalia, Lagomorpha, Ochotonidae. Gene Ontology annotation, biological process: intracellular signal transduction; protein ubiquitination. Gene Ontology annotation, cellular component: ubiquitin ligase complex. Bases 140 to 1132 code for a protein of 330 amino acids.